UGUCGACAUAUUAGCUAAGUAUAGACAAAGCUUGAGAGACAAAGUUUGUAUCGCGUCAGGCUCUCAUCAAUCUUGAGCUGCCACUGAGCGAGCCUAAACUGCUGACAAUGUCGACACUCUUUCACUCUUCUUGUCUCCAACUUUUCGAUUUCUCCUAUUUUAAAAAAAGGCUCAGCUUUCUGCUCAUUGAUCCCGAGGAGGACGAAGAAGAAUAUACUCUCUUUUGUUCCCCAUGAUCAUCGUCGAUCUUCUUUGGAAAUCGUUUCCUCUAUACUUGUUUGGUGGAUCACGAACAGAUUCUCUCUCAGAGUCCAUUUUGCAGAUAAUUCCUUCCUCAACAAUGGAUUCUUCCAAGAUCCCCUGUGACGCUGGCGAAUCUGACCUCUGCAGAGACGAUUCAGCUGCCUUUCUACUCAAAUUCGUAGCCAUUGCCUCCAUUUUCCUCUCUGGAGCAGCUGGUGUAGCCUUACCUCUAAUUGGCAAGAACCGGAGGUUUCUUCAAACAGAGGGGAACCUCUUUGUAGCUGCUAAGGCCUUUGCAGCUGGUGUGAUACUAGCAACAGGCUUUGUCCAUAUGCUUGAUGGUGGCACUGAGGCUCUGACCAAUCCUUGUUUGCCUGAUUUUCCGUGGUCCAAGUUUCCCUUUCCUGGGUUCUUUGCAAUGGUGGCUGCUUUGAUUACUCUGCUUGUUGAUUUCAUGGGGACACAGUAUUAUGAGAGGAAGCAAGAGAGGAGUGGUGAUGAGGCUGCUGCUGCUAGUGAAGCUUCUGCUGUUGGUGUUGAGUCUGGUCGUGAAGAGUCGUCUGUUGUUCCUGUAGUUGUUGAUAGAGUGAGUGAUAGUAGUAAUAAAGUGUUUGGUGAAGAGGAAGGUGGUGGGAUGCACAUUGUUGGUAUCCGUGCUCAUGCUGCUCACCAUAGACAUAGUCACUCUAAUGGCCUUGGUACAUGCGAUGGACAUGGACAUUCACACGGACAUGGUCAUACGGAUGUCGGAAAUGGAGCUAGGCAUGUUGUUGUCUCUCAGAUAUUGGAGCUAGGGAUUGUAUCACACUCAAUCAUCAUCGGUUUAUCACUCGGAGUAUCACAGUCUCCAUGCACGAUCAGGCCUCUAAUAGCAGCCCUAUCAUUUCACCAGUUCUUUGAAGGGUUUGCUCUUGGAGGCUGCAUCUCUCAAGCAGAGUUUAAGAACAAGUCCGCGACCAUAAUGGCUUGCUUCUUUGCACUAACAACGCCUGUAGGGAUCGGGAUUGGAACUGCAGUGGCUUCUUCUUUUAACUCGCAUAGCCCUGGAGCUCUGAUCGCCGAGGGGAUACUUGACUCGCUCUCGGCUGGGAUACUGGUGUACAUGGCUCUGGUGGACCUAAUCGCAGCUGAUUUUCUAAGCAAGAGGAUGAGUUGUAAUGUUAGGCUUCAAGUUGUGUCUUAUGUAAUGUUGUUCCUUGGUGCUGGACUUAUGUCAGCGCUUGCCAUUUGGGCGUAGCUUUCGUAGAUUGCAUGCUAUUGAUUUUCCGAAUAAAUAUAUGCCCUUCUCUACUUUUUGCAUUGAUUCAUAUAAUAUAUAGACUUUAGAGGAAUAUGUUGAAAAACAAUGAUGUGAAAAUUGAAAACUAAAAUUUGUG
Messenger RNA from Eruca vesicaria subsp. sativa (arugula), 1619 nucleotides. The record is from the annotation of a GenBank genome assembly. NCBI's taxonomy places the organism in Eukaryota, Viridiplantae, Streptophyta, Magnoliopsida, Brassicales, Brassicaceae.